Closterium sp. NIES-67 is the source of this 4350-nucleotide messenger RNA. Lineage: Eukaryota; Viridiplantae; Streptophyta; Zygnematophyceae; Desmidiales; Closteriaceae. The record is from the annotation of a GenBank genome assembly.
ACCACCCCGCUACGGAGCGGCUCAGCGGCGACCCAAGGUUGCUUCCGCACGAGCCUAAAAUGCUUAGCAUGGCAUCCACAGCUCUCCCCACUGCCGCUUGACGUGUUUCAUCAGCGCGCUCCGGAGCGCCAAGCACGCGGGCCGCAGCACGUGAAACACACCAGCCGUAUCCUUCCUCGUUGCCUCUGCAUGCCAGGCAGGUGCGCCGCAGCUCUUCGCAGGUCUGUGGGUGCCACGUGUCGACCAGCAGCAGUAUCGCCAGCUGGACGACGGCUCGAAUGGCCUCGGAUAAUGCCACUGCUGGAGGGGGAAAGUUGGAGGAGGGGGGGAAGUUCUCCCUGCCAGCUGCGCCCAAUGGUGACUCGAAUGUCCUUUCCCUCUCGUCGCGCGCCGCGUGCUGCUGUGCGAGGCGCGCAAAUCCCGCCUCCUCGAAAUGCCGCCUCGCACCCCUGCUCGCGCCCUGGCGCCCGCCCCUGACCGUCGCGCUCCCCUAUCUCUGGCGAAUCCCCCCACCGAGUCGCAUAUUCGUUGCGGCACCACAAUUUCUGUCCCAGUUACCUCCUCCUCUUCCUCCUCCUCCUCAUCCCCCUCCCCCCCCUCCCCCUCCUCCCAGCCUCCUCCGACACUCUCCUCGUAACUCGUGCGCUCUCACCGUCUCAGGCUCCGAGCGAGCGCAAGCGACCUUGCCUGGGUAACCUGCGAGAUCUCCUACGCUGCGGUGCGGCACCGAGUACUAUUUUAGACCGUACGCGACGUCUCUCUUUUCCGCGCCUUUUUUUUGCGAGUAUCAUGUCGCACUCGAAGCAUGGCUGACGUCAUCGUCUCUAGGCCUUUAGGAACCGAGCUCGCUCGACGUGCCGCUGACGAUACCGGGCGCGAGAAAGCCGCAGUCCCUGCUGCUACGAUUACUACUAGUAGUAGUACUGGCGCUUCUAGUACUCCGGGUACUUCCGUCACGGGCGGCGAAGCUUUGACGAGUCAACGCCCCGCCAAGCUAACCGCGGUAGACCUGUCUGCGGAGCUGCCCGCUGCGGAGAGGCCCGUGGGCGGAAGCGCCAGCGCGGGGACGGGUCCGCGGAAGCCGCAUCAGCCGCUUUUCCCGCCGGCCUCCAUGCUCCAGCAGCAGCCGCAGCAGGCGCCCGCGGCCGCGGAGCGGGAGCGGGGCGUAGAGGGCGCGGAGGGGCGCGCCCUCCGCGGGGGAGGCGCAGUGGCGGAACCGGAGCAGUCCGCGGAGAUGGAGGCAGCGGCGGCUGAGGGGAGGGGGCCCCUGGCAGUGUCGUCAGUGGAAGAGCGGAAGGAGAUUGCGCAGGGGGAGGGCAAGAAGCAACGAUUUCCUGAAAUGGUGGCCCGGUUCUUUGGUGCUACAGGGAGGACCAGCUGGCGCAGGAGCACAGGAGACAGGGGCGCUGCCAGGGAACCCGCAGGGGAGGCUGCAGCAGCAGAGGGUGGUGCGCGGGCUGCAAGAGGCAGGGCGUCGGAAGGAGGGGGGGGGAGCGCAGCUGCCAUGGGGGCUUCCGCCGCCCCUGGGGUGGGGGAGCAGAGGACAGCUGCGGAAGGUGCGGUGGGUGGGGGGGUGGGUGAGGGGGUGAGAGCGAGGGAGCAGAGGUUGCAGGAGAGGGGCAUGGGCGAGGGGCCUGCUGGUGCUCCUGCUGGUGCUACUGGCGUUUCUGGCGCGGGGGCAACAGGCUCUGCUGCAGCCGGUACGGCGGUUGGUCCUGCUCCCACUGGGCUCCCCACCAAGGCGGAAGCAACAGCGGUGGCAUCAGCCCUUGAGCAGGCAGUGCGCGCUGGGAAGAGCGAAGAGCAGGCAGCUGCAGAUGCUGCCGCUGCAGCGACUGCUGCUGUUGCUGGUGCUACAACUGGGGAAGGUGGUGCUGGGGGGGGUCUUGCUACUGCUUCUGCUACUUCCGGUCCUGCUGCAGCGCGUUCCACUGGGCCUGUUAAAGGUCUUGCUACAGGACCUUCUGCUACAGGCCGUGCUACAGGUGCUGCUGCUGGUUCUUCUGCUGUUCCUGCUACUACUACUGCUACUGCUGCUGCUGCGGCUCCAAUAACCCCUGAAGCAGCAGCUGCAGCGUCUGCCAUCCAUUGGGCAGUGCAAGCUGGGCGGAGUGAAAAGCAGGCAGCUGCUGAUGCUGCUGCUGCAGCAGCAAGAGAGCUGGGGCAGGGUCAAGAGGGGGAGGGGGAAGGGAGGGAGAUGGAAGAAAGGGAGAUGGAAAGGAGGGGGGGUGAGGAGGGGCCAUCAGCAGCGGCGGAGGGUGGGAGAGUGAAGCAGCUCGUGAGGAGCUUCGAUGGGCCGCCCAGGCUGCUACAGCCGCUACAGCCGCCGCAGGUGCAGACAAGGAUGCAUUCCCCAGGCCAGCAGCUGCAGCAGCGGCAAAUGCAGGAGUCACCUUCAGCAAUCAGCAAGCAGGCAUCGACUGGAGCAACGGCAGGAACCCCUCUAGCCUCAGGUACAGCAGCGGCUGGAGUUACAUCACCAGCACCAUCACCCGCACCAUCACCCUCAGCUCCAGCAGCGGUGCGAACACCAGCAGCAGCUGCAUCACUGGCAUCACCCGCAGCAGCAAGAGGGCCAGUAUCCCCAGGAACAGCAGCAGCAGCAGCAGCAGCAGCAGCAGCAGCAGCAGCAGGCGGGCCGGUGUCUCCGGUGUCUCCAGGAGGAGGGCAUGGGUCAGUGAUGGGGCGGCUCAAGUGGCUGGAGUGGCAGGUGGAAACCAUGCUCGCUGCGAGAGGUGCUCCUGAGGAGGGUGCCGGGAAGGCCUCUGCUGCAACGCCAGGUGCUUCAGGUGUUUCAGAUCUUUCAGGUGUUUCAGGUGUAUCUGGCAUGCCAGGUGUUUCGGAGGUGGGUGGUGGAGGGAAGAGGAAGAGGGUGGUUGCGCCUGCUUUAAUAAAUGCUGGAGAGGGGGUGCUGCCGCUGGAGACCCCAAGGAAAUCUCUGCUGGAAGAGGGGCGAGGAGGGGAAGCGGUUACAGAGGGAGGGAUGGUGAGUGGAGGAGAGGCAGUUGAGGGAGGGGAGGAUGGAGGAGUGCUGCCAUUAGUGGUGGUGGAGAGGGAGAUUGAGCAGCGGGGAUCCAUCCUGGACCGCAUUGCACACCUGGAAACCACACUCAACUCCCUUGCUGCUGCUGGGAUCCCUGUUCCUGGCGAGCCCGCUCCUGCUGCUCCUGCUGCUGCUGCUGCUGCUGCUGAGACUCCUGCUUCCACUGCUGCCUAUCCAUCUCCUGCGCUUAAAGCGCCAGCAGGAGCAUGCACACCCCUAGGCGCAAGAGCAGUGGAAUAUGAGGCAGCACCAGAGGAAGCAGCAGCUCGCCCAGGAAGGCUGGGCUAUGCUGCUCCUUCAGCUGGCGAGCCGGGAGCAGGGGGGGGGACAGGGACAGAGGGGGGGGUAGCAGGGAGAGGGGCAGAGGCAGUGGCAGCGCCGCCGGCGAUGGCUGAAGCGGAGGAGGAAGAGGAGCGGGUUGGGGGAGGGGAGGACGUGGGGGGAUUGCGAGACGAGAGGGAGAGGGCUGCAGUGUCGUUGGGACGAGCAGGGGGUGUGAAGGAGGGUGCUUUGGCAGGUGGGAUUGAAUCUGUAGGUGCUCCUGGUGCGGGUGGUACUGCUGCUGCUGGUGCGGCUCCUGUGUCCGUUUCUGCUCCUCCCGAAGCCACUGCACGAUUGGCAGCAGCAGUACCCUCUGCUGCAAUGACUGCUCCCUCUGCUGGGCCGUCCAGGCCCUCUGCUGUGACACCUGAGGCACCACCUGGUGGGGCACUUGAGGCAGCACCUGGUGGGGCACCUGAGGCAGCACCUGGUGGGGCACCUGAGGCAGCACCUGGUGGGGCACUUGAGGCACCACCUGGUGGGGCACUUGAGGCAGCACCUGAAACAGCACCUGAGGCGGGAAGUGGGACAGCACCUGGGGCACCUGGGGAGGCAGCUGAGAAGGCGCUAGCAGCACAUGCAGCGGAGGCAGCUUUAGCUAAGGCUCCAGAAGGGGAGAGAGCGGAGGAAACGGCAGAGGUUACUGCUGCUGCUGCUGCUGCGGCUGGCGCCGUGAGAGCAGCACAAGGGGCGGGCGGCGGCGAGGGUGGGGUGAAGCCUGCAACUGAGAAACCUCCGAUAAAGGAGGUGACGGCGGAGGAAGGGCAGAAGAAUCGUCGCCGCUACCGCCGCAAGAGGAAGACUGAAGGCGGUGGCAAGAGCAAAUGCAAGAUCAUGUGAUUGAUUAGGCAGAUGAGGCAACCCUUAUGCAUUACCUUGUGGGGGGGUGGUUGAUAGGUGGUUCUCUUUGUUAGUUUCUCUGAUGACCUAGUGAACUUUUCUGAGACCACCUCUCUUGCUGUUCCUUCAGAAAACACGACUUGAUG